AUGGCGGAAUUUCUUAGCAACCCCCAUGGAUUUAUUUUGGAUAAUAUCAUAGCAACUCUAAUAGCCUUACUAAUUCGAUGGUGUAUCUCUUUAAACCCGUACUCAGGUAAAGGUAAACCACCGAUGUAUGGCGACUAUGAGGCUCAACGUCAUUGGAUGGAAUUAACGACCAAUUUGCCAGUGAAGCAAUGGUAA
Trichoplax adhaerens is the source of this 195-nucleotide messenger RNA. RefSeq lists its product as uncharacterized. Gene Ontology annotation, molecular function: dolichyl pyrophosphate Man9GlcNAc2 alpha-1,3-glucosyltransferase activity. Gene Ontology annotation, biological process: protein N-linked glycosylation. The transcript is spliced from 2 exons. The record is from RefSeq and is a predicted model, not a curated record. Lineage: Eukaryota; Metazoa; Placozoa; Uniplacotomia; Trichoplacea; Trichoplacidae. Gene Ontology annotation, cellular component: endoplasmic reticulum membrane. Bases 1 to 195 code for a protein of 64 amino acids.